AUGGCCAACCAUGAGGGGUUUUGCACCGUAAGGCCUAGCUGCUUACAAGGGUUUCUCAGCCAUGCGGUAUUAGACGAUAAUUUUGAACGGCCAUCUAGGGUGUUGCGACUCGUACAAAAAAUGCAGCGAUACCAAGAGAUUGGGAGACUUCAACAGAUGAACUCCCAGCCAAACGUUCCAGUAGACAUUCAAGGAGAUCACGCCAGUAUCAACGAAAGCGACGCAAUGUGGAUGAGUCUAGCGACGCUGGACGCAGCCACUAAUCCGCCGUCAUAUCCGUUAGUUACAACAAAUUCAGACAAAUGGAGGGACGAGUCCGCUAAAGGAGGAAUUAUCACGGACAUGUUGAACCUGGAGAAGAGGUGGAAGGAUCCUAGACUACGACAUGAACGGCAGAUGAUAGCAUCGCAACCAGCUGCUGUGCUUGUCAGCAGCAACGAGAAGAGCCCGCGGAGUCCUCAGCUCUAUACGGAUGACCAGGCUAAAUCCCUGGACCGUAUAUUGAGGAUUCCUUUGAGUCGGCCCAGUGACUGUGAUAUUGACCCUGGUUCUGAGAUCGGAGAUGAGGAUGGUGCGAGCGAGGAGGACAAUGACGGCGACACUUGGAUGAAAGACGCUGUCGAAGACCAUGCCACCCCGGGUCCUUAUCAUCCAGAGAUCUAUGUGGAAUACACCCCGUAUAUUCAUCGACUGAUCGAAAAUCCUGAGGAGGAGAUUUCCGAAAGAGGCCAACGAAAAGAUCAGGCAAGAGAACGCCAAGGAGAACUUACCCAAAGAAAGACAGACCGGCUUCUUCAUCUUACCUCAUUGGGCAGAUCAUUGCUGCUGAGAUGGCUGCCCGGAGGCGCAGAAGACGAUCAAACGCGCAAACGAUGCGAUUGGAGAGUUGAUCCAACAAAUUGCACUACCCCCAAGAUUGGCUGGUCCAGUUCUGGCUUGUCCAAGACAGGGAAACUUCAGUACUCGAUCGCCGAACCAGUUUCCCCUGUCGAGGGAAGGCCAGAUCGACCCGCCACGGCUAUGGACAUAAUGAAACAUAUUUGGCAGAGAUCUAACUAG
Messenger RNA from Rasamsonia emersonii CBS 393.64, 1059 nucleotides. RefSeq lists its product as uncharacterized. Lineage: Eukaryota; Fungi; Ascomycota; Eurotiomycetes; Eurotiales; Trichocomaceae. The transcript has 5 exons. Bases 1 to 1059 code for a protein of 352 amino acids. The record is from RefSeq and is a predicted model, not a curated record.